CGUGUGCAAGAUUCCCCUGGCCCCUCAGCCCCCCAGGGAGAGACGGGCCAUCCCUCUCCCUCCAAAAUCGAUGUUUGCCCUUGGGAUGUGCGAGCUCCGGCCCGUCCACCGACACGCGGAUAUUGUUCCCAGCGGAUGCUCCGCCGCCGGCCCCGCACCCUGAACGCACCCGCGGCCCCCGGGGCCGCUCCUCCCCCCGGCUGCCCAUUGGAGCGGGAGCGUCACGCGGCAGAUCCACGGAUCCAUGCCGCCCGCGCCGGCCGCGGCAGCGCGCCCGCCGCUCAGUCAUCGGCUCUGCCGGGGAGCGAGCCCGCAGCAUCCCGCCCGCUGCAUCCCGCCCGCUGCAUCCAGCCCACUGCAUCCCGCCCGUUUCAUCCCGCCCGCAGCAUCCCGCCCGCUCCAUCCCGCCCGUUCCAUCCCGCCCGCUCCAUCCCGCCCGCAGCACUGGCUCGGCUCGGCUCGGCUCGGCUCGCCGGGGCCAGGGCGUCCCGGGAGGGGUGCGCCUUUCGGCCGGGACGAAGCGGCGCUUCGGGAUCUGCCCGGGCGGACGUGCCCGGCACGGUCAGCUUCGGAGGGAGUUGCUGCUGGUUGCAAGGACAGUUUCAGACCUACACACAACCAGAUCUGACUUUGUGGUCUCAGUGGUGGUGUAAGCCAUGAAGUCAUGUUGCAGAUGUGUGUGUUCAGUUUUGCUUUCACUUUGAAAAGUCUGUAUUUGCUGAGGUGCAAGAUGUCUGCCCUGAGGCUAAUCUCCAACAGAACCUCCCAGCAGGCCUUGUCGAACUCUGAUUACACCUGGGACUAUGAGUACUAUGAGUAUGGACCAGUGUCAUUUGAAGGCCUGAAGGCUCAUAAGUAUUCCAUUGUGAUUGGAUUUUGGGUUGGUCUUGCAGUUUUUGUCAUCUUCAUGUUUUUUGUCCUGACCCUGCUGACGAAGACAGGAGCACCACAUCAAGACAAUGCAGAAAUUUCUGAAAAAAGAUUUCACAUGAACAGCUUUGUGGCAGAUUUUGGAAAACCUCUGGAGUCCGAGAGGGUCUUUUCUCACCAAAUGGCUGAAGAGUCCCAGUCACUUUUUCAUUUCUGCAUUAAUGAAGUGGACCAUAUGAACAAAGAAAAAGAGAGUCAGAAAGGUCCAAGUCUGGAGAGUAAUACCCAUUUCCAGGAAGUUCCCAAGAGCAGUGAAAUGUUUGAGGAAGACCUACAUUGUCUUACAAAAUUUAACAUUCCUAACUUUGUGAACACUGAGCAGAACUCUUCAUUAGGUGAGGAUGAUCUCCUCAUCUCAGAGCCACCAAUCAUUUUGUAAAGCAAACUGGUUAUGCAAUCUUAACAUUAGAUCCUUGACUGAAAAAUCUUUUACUUUAAGGCAAACAUCGCUGUUAUUGUCCAGUCUGAAGCUUUUCUUGGCCUCCUGCUCUUUUGACAGAAGGUAUUUCAGACCUGUGCUUUUUAUUGUACGUAAGACUGGCUGUACACUGAUAGAACUCCGUUUAGACAAGAAGUAAGACACUGAAUGCUUUAUUCUGAUGCCUUCUGUGGUCUAAAAUUUCUGCCCAGCAUUAUUUUUGCUUUAUUAUUUUUUUGUUUGUUUGUUUCUUGUAUUGUUCUUCAUUUUUAAAUGACUACUUAUGACCAGCUUCUGAAGGAUAAUAAUUUACGAGGAUUGUGAAGGCUGGAGCCUGGCAUUGGGAGGUCUCUUAAAAUUCACUGGCCAAGAAAAGUGUAAAUCUCAAAGAAGACUGAAGAAGCCCCUGAGGAUGUUCUGUAGUUAAUGCCGCUCCCAAUAAGGAUGCCCGAAGCUGAGCACCACAAUAAAUACCUGCUUGGGACUAACUUCAGUUUCUGAGCCCUACUGCUUUUUGGUGCAGGUUAAACCAAAUUUACAAAGCUUCCAGAGGGAAUACCUUGCAAAUUAAAUUGUUUGGUUACACUGUUUACAAAAUGCUAUCACCACCUGCUGCUGAGUAAAAGCAAAUAGGUGCCAGUAAUUAUACUUCAGAAUGACACCUCAGCAGCUGCCUGUGAUGUCAUGGAAUUAGUGUUCUACACACAAACACAAACUGUGAUUUGACGUCCUUUUUUUUUUUUUUUUUUUUUCUGCUAAUUGCUGAUGUGAACUUCCAGUUCAGUAAUUACAGUAUUAAGUAGCUACAUCACAGGAAAUAAGAAAAAACCCUAUUUUUCUGCCAAUAAAGUUGCUACAUGCAAA
This is a messenger RNA of Taeniopygia guttata (zebra finch), 2212 nucleotides long. Lineage: Eukaryota; Metazoa; Chordata; Aves; Passeriformes; Estrildidae. The record is from RefSeq and is a predicted model, not a curated record.